GGGCCGGCCGCUCGCCGGGGCCACGUGAGAACAACGACGCCCCGACUUGUUUGCGAGGAGGUUGUGAGCGGCGGGAGCCGGACUCCGGAGGGAUCCCAGGGGCCUGCAGAGUGGCCUCUUCUCCUGGGGAACAUUCCUCCAGCCCAGGAGGAUGACUGUUUCCAGUUUACCAGAUGCUUCUGGGGGGCGGGGGGGCACUCCUUAGGAUUUCCGCGACCCCGAGGCGCUAACGAGCUUUGCCGUCGUCUGAGAGCCGGGCCGGGGUCUCGGUUUGGCUUUGAUUCAGAGCCGGAUGCCGCCCACCGCUGGGAGGGAGCUCCGUGCCCCGCGCGCCCCUGCGAGAUGCUGGCACGGGAGCCCCGAGGCGGGGCAGGGGUUAACGGCGGAGCGGGCUUCCGUCCAGGUCUCCUGACUCCCGGCCCGGCGUCUGCUGGCCUGAACCAUGCCAACUGAAAAUCCUCAAGAAUGGAAAAACAGGCCCGCAGGAAAAUAGAACAGCCGAGUAAAAGCGAUUGCUAAGUAGAAUGCUAUGUUUUCCUGUGGUUGGGACACACCGAGUUCAGUUUAUUUCUCCUGCGUACAGUUAAGGUUUAUUCUAAGUUAGGCCUGACUUUUUUCUUCUUGGCCAUCUGCUCAACGGUGCCUUCGUAGAUUAUUGUCUCGAUGGUGCCGGAAUUUUUCUAAACUCACACUCCCUGGGUUUCAGGCCUGGCCACGCUCACCAGCGGCCUUGCUCUGGGCCAGCGCUUAACUUUUCCGGUCCUUCACUUACCCGUCCGCAAAAUGGGGAUGAUAACAAUAGUAUUUGCCUCUCGGGUCGUCGUGAGAUCAGACAAUAUGAAUAUUGGGAAUGUGAUCAGCGCCCUGCUUUGCCAACAAACGCUCGUCCAGUGAUAGGAGCUCGAGUCGGAAGAGCCCCACUUGAAAGGCCCGUUUCUUACCCGGCUUUUACUUCCCACAAAUGCACUUACUGCUGGUUUCGAGGCACAAACCGCGUAAACGUUCGUGUGGGUGAAGACUGCGGUCGACACUGGAAAUCACUGCCGUGCGUGUUGUGCGCCCGCGUAACCAGGGCCUGGCUUGUCCGCAGGGUUCCUCCGCCGAAGCAGGAUGCUCUGGGAUCUGGUCCUGCUCGCCCUCUGGGCUGCGUCCGGCGCGCGAGCUGGUGACCAGGACGAGGACACCGCCUUCAACCUUUUCAGCAUCAGCAACAUAAACCGGAAGACCAUUGGGGCCAAGCAGUUCCGGGGGCCUGACCCCAACGUGCCAGCGUAUCGUUUUGUCCGCUUUGACUACAUCCCACCCGUGAGCGCAGAUUACCUCAGCAAGAUCGCCAAGAUCGUGAGGCAGAAAGAGGGCUUCUUUCUCACGGCCAGCCUGAAGCAGGACCCCAAGUCCCGGGGCACGCUCCUGGCUCUGGAGGGCCCCGGCGCCUCCCAGAGGCAGUUCGAGAUCGUGUCCAACGGCCCGGCCGACACGCUGGACCUCACCUACUGGAUAGACGGCGCUCAGCACGUUAUCUCCCUGGAGGACGUGGGCCUGGCUGACUCCCAGUGGAAGAACAUCACCGUGCAGGUGACGGGGGAGACCUACAGCUUGUACGUGGGCUGCGACCUGAUCGACAGUUUCACGCUGGACGAGCCUUUCUACGAGCGGCUGCGGACAGAAAAGAGCAGGAUGUAUGUGGCCAAAGGCUCUGCUCGAGACAAUCACUUCCGGGGUUUGCUGCAGAACAUCUACUUAGUGUUCGAAAACUCAGUGGAAGAUGUUCUAAGCAAGAAAGGUUGUCAGCAAAGUCAGGGAGCCGAAGCCAACGCCAUCAGCGAGAACACGGAGACACUGCACCUGAGCCCUCAGGUGGCCACGGAGUACGCGGGCCCAGGCGCGCACAGGAGGCCGGAGGUGUGCGAACGCUCCUGCGAGGAACUGGGCACGAUGAUCACCGAGCUGUCGGGGCUGCACGUCAUCGUGAACCAGCUUCACGAGAACCUGCGGAAAGUGUCCAACGACAACCAGGUCCUCUGGGAGCUCAUCGGCGGCCCGCCCAAGACCAGGAACAUGUCCGCCUGCUGGCAGGACGGCCGCUUCUUCGCGGAAAAUGAAACCUGGGUGGUGGACAGCUGCACCAAAUGCACCUGCAAGAAAUUUAAAACCGUUUGCCACCAAAUCACCUGCCCGCCGGCGACCUGUGCCAACCCGUCCUUCGUGGAGGGAGAAUGCUGUCCUUCCUGCUUCCGCUCGCUGGACGGCGAGGAGGGCUGGUCCCCGUGGGCGGAGUGGACCCAGUGCUCUGCCACCUGCGGGUCGGGCACCCAGCAGAGAGGGCGGUCGUGUGAUGUCACCAGCAACACCUGCCUGGGGCCGUCCAUCCAGACGCGGGCGUGCAGCCUGGGCAAGUGUGACCACCGAAUCCGGCAGGACGGGGGCUGGAGCCACUGGUCGCCGUGGUCUUCCUGCUCUGUGACCUGCGGCGUGGGCAACAUCACUCGCAUCCGGCUCUGCAACUCGCCCGUCCCCCAGAUGGGGGGCAAGAAUUGCAAGGGGAGUGGCCGGGAGACCAAAGGCUGCCAGGGCACCCCGUGUCCAAUCGACGGCCGGUGGAGCCCCUGGUCCCCGUGGUCAGCCUGCACGGUCACCUGUGCCGGAGGGAUCCGGGAGCGGACGCGCGUCUGUAACAGCCCCGAGCCCCAGCACGGGGGCAAGGACUGCGUGGGGGACGUCCAAGAGCGUCAGAUGUGCAAUAAGAGGAGCUGUCCUGUAGACGGCUGCUUGUCCAACCCGUGCUUCCCCGGUGCCGAGUGCAGCAGCUUUCCAGACGGCUCCUGGUCCUGCGGCGCCUGCCCCGUGGGCUUCCUGGGCAACGGCACACACUGUGAGGACCUGGACGAGUGUGCCGUGGUCACCGACGUCUGCUUCACCGUGGGCAGAGCCCAGCGCUGCAUCAACACCAAUCCCGGCUUCCACUGCCUGCCGUGCCCCCCUCGCUACAAAGGGACCCAGCCCUUUGGCGUCGGCCUGGAGGUGGCCAGGACGGAGAAGCAGGUGUGUGAGCCUGAGAACCCGUGCAAAGACAAGACUCACGCCUGCCACAAGCACGCGGAGUGCAUCUACCUGGGACACUUCAGCGACCCCAUGUACAAGUGUGAGUGCCAGACGGGCUACGCGGGAGACGGGCUCAUCUGCGGGGAGGACUCGGACCUGGACGGCUGGCCCAACAAGAACCUGGUGUGCUCCACCAAUGCCACCUACCACUGCAUCAAGGACAACUGCCCCCUGCUGCCGAAUUCCGGGCAAGAAGACUUUGACAAGGACGGCACCGGUGACGCCUGUGACGAUGAUGACGACAACGACGGCGUGGACGAUGAGAAGGACAACUGCCAGCUUCUCUUCAACCCCCGCCAGUUCGACUAUGACAAAGAUGAAGUCGGGGACCGCUGUGACAACUGCCCGUAUGUGCACAACCCGGCGCAGAUCGACACGGACAACAACGGCGAGGGCGACGCGUGCUCCGUGGACAUUGACGGAGACGACGUCUUCAACGAGCGGGACAAUUGUCCCUACGUCUACAACACGGACCAGAGAGACACAGACGGGGAUGGCGUGGGCGAUCACUGCGACAACUGUCCCCUGGUGCACAACCCUGAUCAGACUGACGUGGACAACGACCUCGUGGGAGACCAGUGUGACAACAAUGAUGACAUCGACGACGAUGGCCACCAGAACAACCAAGACAACUGCCCCUACAUCCCCAACGCCAACCAGGCCGACCACGACCACGACGGCCAGGGUGAUGCCUGUGACUCAGACGAUGACAAUGACGGGGUCCCAGACGACAGGGACAAUUGCCGGCUUGUCUCCAACCCUGGCCAGGAGGACUCCGAUGGGGACGGGCGUGGGGACGCUUGCAAAGACGACUUUGACAACGACAGCAUCCCAGACAUCGAUGACGUGUGUCCCGAGAACAGUGCCAUCAGCGAGACCGACUUCAGGAACUUCCAGAUGGUCCACCUGGACCCGAAGGGCACCACUCAGAUCGACCCCAACUGGGUCAUUCGCCAUCAGGGCAAGGAGCUGGUGCAGACGGCCAACUCGGACCCCGGCAUCGCUGUCGGUUUUGACGAGUUCGGGUCCGUGGACUUCAGCGGCACGUUCUACGUCAACACCGACCGGGACGAUGACUACGCCGGCUUUGUCUUCGGCUACCAGUCCAGCAGCCGCUUCUACGUGGUCAUGUGGAAGCAGGUCACCCAGACCUACUGGGAAGAGCAGCCCACUCGGGCUUACGGCUACUCGGGCGUGUCCCUCAAGGUGGUGAACUCCACCACGGGCACCGGCGAGCACCUGAGGAACGCGCUCUGGCAUACCGGGAACACGCAAGGCCAGGUGCGCACGUUAUGGCACGACCCCAAAAACGUUGGCUGGAAAGACUACACUGCUUACAGGUGGCAUCUGACCCACAGACCGAAGACGGGGUACAUAAGAGUCUUAGUGCAUGAAGGAAAACAGGUCAUGGCGGACUCGGGACCCAUCUAUGACCAAACGUAUGCCGGCGGGCGGCUGGGUCUGUUUGUGUUCUCGCAGGAAAUGGUCUAUUUCUCAGACCUCAAAUACGAAUGCCGAGGUGGGUGA
Molecule: messenger RNA, 4629 nt
Organism: Panthera uncia (snow leopard)
Lineage: Eukaryota; Metazoa; Chordata; Mammalia; Carnivora; Felidae
Gene: THBS2
Product: thrombospondin 2
Exons: 20
Coding region: 1111-4629 (1172 amino acids)
Biological process (GO): cell adhesion; negative regulation of angiogenesis
Cellular component (GO): extracellular region
Molecular function (GO): protein binding; calcium ion binding
Source: RefSeq, a predicted model, not a curated record